Molecule: messenger RNA, 3773 nt
Organism: Gracilinanus agilis (Agile Gracile Mouse Opossum)
Lineage: Eukaryota; Metazoa; Chordata; Mammalia; Didelphimorphia; Didelphidae
Gene: SRGAP1
Product: SLIT-ROBO Rho GTPase activating protein 1
Exons: 22
Coding region: 54-3317 (1087 amino acids)
Biological process (GO): signal transduction; negative regulation of cell migration
Cellular component (GO): cytoplasm
Molecular function (GO): protein binding; GTPase activator activity
Source: RefSeq, a predicted model, not a curated record
UGCUCAGAACUUGCCCGUUUUUUAACCCUCCGUUUCCCCGAAACAACUGGACGAUGUCCACCCCGAGCCGAUUCAAAAAGGACAAAGAGAUCAUAGCCGAGUAUGAAAGUCAAGUCAAAGAAAUUCGAGCCCAGCUGAUAGAGCAGCAGAAAUGUCUGGAACAACAGACCGAGAUGCGGGUACAGCUCCUGCAGGACCUGCAAGAUUUCUUCCGCAAAAAAGCUGAAAUCGAGACUGAGUACUCCCGCAACCUGGAGAAACUGGCAGAGAGAUUCAUGGCCAAAACGAGAAGCACAAAAGAUCACCAGCAGUAUAAGAAAGACCAGAACCUUUUGUCUCCAGUGAACUGCUGGUAUUUACUCCUAAACCAAGUAAGAAGAGAAAGCAAGGACCAUGCCACAUUAAGUGACAUCUAUCUGAACAACGUCAUCAUGCGGUUCAUGCAGAUAAGCGAGGAUUCUACCAGAAUGUUUAAAAAGAGCAAAGAGAUUGCAUUCCAGCUUCAUGAGGAUUUAAUGAAAGUUCUUAAUGAGCUCUAUACGGUCAUGAAAACAUACCACAUGUAUCAUGCAGAAAGUAUCAGUGCAGAGAGCAAAUUAAAAGAAGCAGAAAAACAGGAAGAAAAACAAAUUGGACGGUCCGGGGACCCAGUCUUUCACAUCCGACUGGAAGAGAGACAUCAGAGGAGGAGUUCUGUGAAAAAGAUUGAGAAAAUGAAAGAGAAGCGACAAGCAAAGUAUUCUGAGAAUAAAUUAAAAUCCAUCAAAGCACGAAAUGAAUAUCUCCUAACCUUAGAAGCAACAAAUGCCUCAGUGUUCAAGUAUUACAUCCAUGACCUUUCGGAUUUAAUUGAUUGCUGUGAUCUGGGAUACCAUGCCAGUCUGAACAGAGCCCUCAGAACAUAUCUCUCUGCAGAGUAUAACCUUGAAACCUCCAGACACGAAGGCUUGGACAUUAUUGAGAACGCAGUGGAUAAUUUAGAGCCCCGGAGUGAUAAGCAGAGAUUCAUGGAGAUGUACCCUACCGCCUUUUGCCCACCAAUGAAAUUUGAGUUUCAGUCUCACAUGGGUGAUGAGGUGUGUCAGGUCAGUGCCCAGCAGCCAGUGCAAGCAGAGCUCAUGCUCAGGUACCAGCAGCUGCAGUCACGAUUGGCCACACUCAAGAUCGAGAAUGAGGAGGUGAAGAAAACAACCGAAGCCACCUUACAGACAAUACAAGACAUGGUCACCAUCGAGGAUUAUGACGUGUCCGAAUGCUUCCAGCACAGUCGAUCCACAGAAUCCGUGAAGUCCACCGUCUCAGAAACAUACUUGAGUAAACCCAGCAUUGCUAAAAGAAGAGCCAACCAGCAGGAAACUGAGCAGUUCUACUUCAUGAAAUUCAGAGAAUACCUGGAAGGCAGUAAUCUCAUUACAAAGCUUCAAGCCAAACAUGACUUGCUGCAAAGGACACUGGGAGAAGGUCACAGAGCUGAAUAUAUGACCACAAGGCCUCCAAAUGUUCCCCCUAAGCCCCAGAAACACAGGAAGCCCAGACCCCGAUCACAGUAUAAUGCUAAGUUGUUUAAUGGGGAUUUGGAAACAUUCGUCAAGGAUUCAGGGCAAGUCAUCCCCCUCAUUGUGGAAAGCUGCAUUAGGUUUAUCAAUCUGUACGGUCUUCAGCAUCAGGGGAUUUUCCGAGUGUCUGGCUCCCAGGUGGAAGUCAAUGACAUUAAAAAUUCAUUUGAGAGAGGUGAAAAUCCCUUGGCUGAUGACCAAAGUAACCAUGACAUUAACUCAGUUGCUGGAGUUCUGAAACUUUUUUUCCGCGGGCUGGAAAACCCCCUCUUUCCUAAGGAAAGAUUUAAUGAUCUUAUUUCAUGUGUCAGAAUAGAUAAUCUCUAUGAGAGGGCUCUUCACAUCCGUAAACUCCUCCUCACUUUGCCCAGAUCGGUCCUUAUCGUGAUGAGGUAUCUUUUUGCUUUCCUCAACCACCUCUCACAGUACAGUGAUGAGAACAUGAUGGACCCCUAUAACCUAGCCAUUUGUUUUGGGCCAACACUAAUGCCUGUUCCAGAAAUACAGGACCAGGUGUCUUGCCAGGCUCACGUGAAUGAGAUUGUCAAAACUAUCAUCAUCCAUCAUGAGACCAUUUUCCCAGAUGCUAAAGAGCUAGAUGGCCCAGUUUAUGAGAAGUGCAUGGCUGGGGAUGACUACUGUGACAGCCCAUAUAGCGAGCAUGGCACUUUGGAAGAAGUCGAUCAGGAUGCUGGUACAGAGCCUCACACCAGUGAAGACGAAUGUGAACCCAUUGAAGCGAUAGCCAAGUUUGACUAUGUUGGGAGGUCUGCCCGAGAGCUGUCCUUCAAGAAGGGAGCCUCACUGCUCUUGUAUCACCGAGCAUCUGAGGACUGGUGGGAAGGAAGACACAAUGGAAUUGAUGGCCUCGUACCUCAUCAAUACAUCGUGGUACAGGAUAUGGAUGAUACCUUUUCUGAUACACUGAGCCAAAAAGCAGACAGUGAAGCCAGCAGUGGACCUGUUACAGAAGAUAAGUCUUCAUCCAAGGACAUGAACUCCCCAACUGACCGUCAUCCCGAUGUGUAUUUAGCCAGACAAAGAAAAAGGGCUGAACCACCCCUUCCUUCAAGACGUCCUGGCAGGACCAGUGACGGCCACUGCCCUAUCCACCCACCGCAUUCACUUUCCAACUCCUCAGUUGACCUUGGCUCCCCUAACCUGUCCAGCCACUGCAGCCCCCGAGCCUUGCUGCAGAACCGCAGCCUCAAUAAUGACAGCCCGGAGAGAAGGCGCCGCCCUGGCCACGGCAGCCUGACAAACAUCAGUAGGCACGACUCUCUAAAGAAGAUCGACAGCCCUCCCAUUCGGAGAUCGACGUCUUCGGGCCAGUACACAGGCUUCAAUGACCAUAAACCAUUGGACCCAGAGACAAUUGCUCAGGAUAUCGAGGAGACGAUGAACACUGCCUUGAACGAACUCCGGGAGCUGGAAAGGCAGAGUUCGGCCAAGCACGCCCCGGACGUGGUGCUGGAUACAUUGGAACAAAUGAAAAACUCGCCCACGCCCGCCUCAUCCACGGAAUCCCUCAGCCCUCUCCACAACGUGGUGCUCCGGAGCACCGAGCCUCAGAUCCGGCGUAGCACGAGCUCUUCCAGUGACACAAUGAGUACUUUCAAACCCAUGGUGGCACCCAGGAUGGGCGUGCAGCUGAAGCCCCCAGCUCUUAGGCCAAAACCCAUCGUUCUUCCAAAAACAAAUCCGACUAUAGGACCCGCACCUCCUUCCCAAGGUCCAGCAGACAAAUCAUGCACGAUGUAAAAUAAAAACAAACAAACAAACAAACCACAGAUGAUCCAGAAGGUAGAAAAAAAAAAAAAGUGGUUGAAGAAAGGAACAAAAUUGUGGGGGGAAUAAGUCAAGGCUUCUUGUCUUCAUGAGUUUUGUGCUUGUAACUGGAGAUACUCUGGCUUUUCUGUCUUUUUGAAUGUAACAUCUGAGACUUGCUACAUUAACACAGGCAUUUGUAUUUUGUAUUUUUUUUUCUUUUUAAAAAAGCUGGACAUUUCUACCUGUUUUAAAGACAAUAGAAACACCAUAGAUUUACUUGAAAAUUCAAUGCUGCACCACUUGUAAAAAAAAAGAGAUUGGAGCACCGUAUGGUACAGUAUGUCACAGAUUUAGCCUCGCUGAUGUUAGGAGGAGAUUUCCUGAGCUAAGGGAUGGGAAAUGAAGGACCAGAGUUUGUGGGGAUCUUAGCCCCCACCGGCGUACUGU